Molecule: messenger RNA, 1112 nt
Organism: Ostreococcus lucimarinus CCE9901
Lineage: Eukaryota; Viridiplantae; Chlorophyta; Mamiellophyceae; Mamiellales; Bathycoccaceae
Exons: 2
Coding region: 42-1112 (356 amino acids)
Biological process (GO): L-methionine metabolic process
Molecular function (GO): methylenetetrahydrofolate reductase [NAD(P)H] activity
Source: RefSeq, a predicted model, not a curated record
GGGACGCGCCGUCCACCGCCCCACUCGCGCCUUCCCGCACCAUGACCCUCGUCGACGCCUUAAAAGACACCUCGCGACCCGUGUUCCUGUUCGGGGUGACGCCGCCGCUGGAAGGAUCGUCCGCGGACGCCAUCGCGGACGCGGCGGAUAACUUUGUGCAAAAGUCGCGCGGGUUGGCGUGCGACGGGUACAUCGUGUACGAUAUUCAAGAAGAAGCCGGACGCACGGCGGACGCGAGACCGUUUCCGUUUCGAAAGCUCGAUGAUCCGGGCGCGUUCGCCGCGGCGCUGCGAAAGGCGAGCGGUGGGACGGAGAGCGUGGUGUACAAGUGCGUGGCGGAGACGAAGAGCGAGGGCGAAUUUCAGUCGUGGCUCGACGAAGCCACGCGAGAGACGAGCGCGUAUAAUCUCGUCGGAGGCGCGAGUUCGAGUCAGGAGUACGCCGGACCGACGAUUCAGCGCGCGGCGGAAAUGUUGAGGAAGACUAAGAGGGGAUGCGCGUUCGGUGGGGUGACGAUCGCGGAGAGACACGCGAAGAAGGGAAACGAGCACGAGACGCUGUGCGCCAAGACGGAUGCGGGCGCGGAGUGGUUUAUUUCUCAAGCCAUUUACGACGCUGAUAUGACGAUCAAGCUCGUGAACGAUUACGGUGCGGAGUGUGAGAGGCGGGGGAUCCAACCCAAGCGCAUCGUGCUCACGUUUGCCCCGUGUGGGCGCGAAAAAACGAUGAAAUUCAUCAAGUGGCUCGGGUGCUCCGUCCCGGAAGCCGUCGAAGCCGAAAUUCUCGGCGCCGACAACCCGGCGCAAAAGUCCGUGGAAAUCCUCGUCGCCAUGUGCGAGCGCAUCAUCGCCGAAACGAAACAAUCCAAAGUUCCCCUCGGCGUCUCCGUGGAGUCGGUGAGCAUCUUCAAAAACGAAAAAGAAGCCGCCCGCGACUUGUUUCGUCUCACGCAAGCCGUCAUGCUCGACGCGUACGGCGUCCAAUGGUCCAUGCGUUACGCCAUCGACGCCUCAUCGUCCAAACGCGCGGGCAAAGACGAUAAAAUCAAGCGCAUCGCCACCGUCGUCGCCGCCUUCCUCGCCGGCGCCGUCGCGCGCACUAAAUUUGCAUAA